UCGGAAAAUCCUGCUCGGUGUCGCUGCUGAGGAUUCAUCACAUCAGACGACGCAUUUAUCUCCAUAUCACGCACUUUAGUUUAACACACGACGACAGUCUGAUGUGUGGCUUUGUUUAGUGUUCGUCAGGCGGAACCCGAGAUCUGCAGGCGAGCGAUCCAGCCGGACGCGUUCAGAGCCGAAUAAACAGUACAUGGUGUGGUUUGAUGAUAGACACAGACGCAGGAUUAUGUUCAAAAAUACAUUUCAGAGCGGAUUUCUGUCCAUCCUCUACAGUAUCGGCAGCAAACCCCUGCAGAUAUGGGACAAGAAGGUCAGAAACGGACACAUAAAGCGCAUCACAGACAAUGACAUCCAGUCUCUGGUGCUGGAGGUAGAGGGAACCAAUGUGAGCACCACAUACAUCACGUGUCCUGCAGACCCAAAGAAAACGCUCGGCAUCAAGCUGCCUUUCCUCGUCAUGAUCAUCAAAAACCUCAAGAAGUAUUUCACAUUCGAAGUUCAGGUUCUGGAUGAUAAGAACGUGCGGCGGCGGUUCCGAGCGAGUAACUAUCAGAGCACCACGCGUGUGAAGCCCUUCAUCUGCACCAUGCCCAUGAGGCUGGACGACGGCUGGAACCAGAUCCAGUUCAACCUGUCCGACUUCACCAGGAGAGCGUACGGCACCAACUACAUCGAGACGCUGCGAGUGCAGAUUCACGCAAACUGUCGCAUCAGGAGGGUUUAUUUCUCAGACCGGCUGUACUCUGAGGACGAGCUGCCUGCUGAAUUUAAACUCUAUUUACCAGUACAGAACAAAGCAAAGCAGUGACGGCAGGAUUUCUCCACGCUUCUCGAUCUUUCUGUUGUUUUUUUCAAGUGUUGUUUCGCAUCUGUGUGACUGCUUUCCUUCUGAUGAAUAAAUAUUUUAUAUGCACAUAGUGAA
Danio aesculapii is the source of this 925-nucleotide messenger RNA. It is a transcript of the gene cfap20, whose product is annotated as cilia and flagella associated protein 20. The coding region runs from base 194 to 811 and encodes 205 amino acids. Gene Ontology annotation, biological process: positive regulation of cell motility; regulation of cilium beat frequency involved in ciliary motility; cilium assembly. Lineage: Eukaryota; Metazoa; Chordata; Actinopteri; Cypriniformes; Danionidae. The transcript is spliced from 6 exons. Gene Ontology annotation, cellular component: motile cilium; ciliary basal body. The record is from RefSeq and is a predicted model, not a curated record.